This is a messenger RNA of Eutrema salsugineum, 475 nucleotides long. Its product is annotated as putative defensin-like protein 274. Lineage: Eukaryota; Viridiplantae; Streptophyta; Magnoliopsida; Brassicales; Brassicaceae. The coding region runs from base 24 to 260 and encodes 78 amino acids. The transcript is spliced from 2 exons. The record is from RefSeq and is a predicted model, not a curated record.
CAAAACUGCAAAAAAAAAAAAAAAUGGCGUCAUCAAGAUUUCAACUCGUUGCCCUUUUCGUCAUCUUCUCUGUCGUUAUUACUGCGCAAACUGCAGUGACAGAAAAAGAAGUAAUGGACGGACCGUGUCGCUUGAGAGGAACGUGCAAGAGCGACAGUGACUGCGACAAACAUUGCCACAGGAGCACCGACCCUGCCGGCAUGGACGGCCACUGCCUCUUUGACAGACCCACCCCCGUUUGUUGCUGCCUCUUUGAUUAAAAAAAAUCACAAUCUUUUUUUAAUUCUUCAAAAGUUUCCAUCAUAUGUUCUAAAAAUUAAACUAAAUGAUAUAAAAUAACUAAAAAUGUUUACGCCCCAAAUUAUGUGAAAGAUAAAAGAAGCCAUCUUGUGUUUCUUAUGAUUUUCUUGUGUACCCAUAUGGACACUUGUAUGUCUUGAGAGUGUUUUAAUUGUAAGAGAAUGGCUAUCUUUGA